Messenger RNA from Drosophila biarmipes, 1121 nucleotides. It is a transcript of the gene Fer3, whose product is annotated as protein Fer3. The coding region runs from base 333 to 920 and encodes 195 amino acids. Gene Ontology annotation, biological process: regulation of transcription by RNA polymerase II; developmental process. The transcript has 2 exons. NCBI's taxonomy places the organism in Eukaryota, Metazoa, Arthropoda, Insecta, Diptera, Drosophilidae. Gene Ontology annotation, molecular function: RNA polymerase II transcription regulatory region sequence-specific DNA binding; DNA-binding transcription factor activity, RNA polymerase II-specific; protein dimerization activity. The record is from RefSeq and is a predicted model, not a curated record.
CAAAUAGCCAGUAUGCUUCUUCUGUAUUAGAUAUUACUUUUAAGACACAUUUGUAAGCCAGAACACCAGAAAUCACCUCAACCACCCUCGACAAAGGACGACCAAUCAAAACGCGCCAAACUGUUGCCAAUCCAAAAUGGCCUCCAAGCAGAUGCUGCCAUCCUUCGGGGAGGAAAAUCCAAUAAGCAAAAUCCAGAACAGGACCGAGCUGACUUCGCAGCCCGUGAGGACAAUCAGAAUUUAUUGCAACUCAGUCUUCCAAGCAGAACAGACCCAAGGUCUGGCUUCCAAUUGCAGUAGUUAUCCCAUUCAAUCCAAUCCGACAGACAGACAUGCAGCAUCCGCAUCCCAGUGACCAGCCCACCUACAUGCCGGAGGUUCCGUUCCAGCCGCUUUGGGGCCAGGAGGCUCCUCCGCCCCCCAUAGUGCCCUACCAGGAGCUCAUCGCCGGCUUUCCCUGCACCGACUUGUCUCUGUGGCAGCGAUCGCAGGUCACACCCUUGGUGGCCCAGCGUCCGUCGACCAAUGGCAGGGCCAAUGGGUCCACCAGCUCCUCGAAGAAGACCCGUCGCCGGGUGGCCAGCAUGGCCCAAAGGAGAGCUGCCAAUAUCCGCGAACGCCGACGGAUGUUCAACCUCAACGAGGCCUUCGACAAGUUGCGCCGCAAGGUGCCCACCUUCGCCUACGAAAAACGUCUCUCCCGCAUCGAAACCCUCCGUCUGGCCAUCACCUACAUAGGAUUCAUGGCGGAGCUGCUCAGUGGCACUCCAUCGAACUCCCACAAGUCCCGGUCGGAGGUCUAUGGCUCCAUGAAUGGACACCACCAGGCGCCACCUCCGGCAAUCCAUCCGCACCAUUUGCACCCCGCGGCGGCCUAUCAACGCGACUUUGCCUCGCCCUAUAACCACAGCUUAACCUAGAGAUGUUAUUAAAAAAUAUCUCAUUAGACUAGAAUAAUCAACUAGUCGAUAAUUAUAAAAUUAGUGUAUAAUACAGAAGAAUUAGCUACAGGAAUUUCUGUAAUUCAUUGUUGUGUGCUUUCUGAUCCGUUUGGCCCACUUACUUAUAGAUAGAAAUAAUAAAUAAUGUUUGUUUAAAAAACAAUAAAUAUCCUCUUAAGA